Messenger RNA from Fraxinus pennsylvanica, 552 nucleotides. The record is from the annotation of a GenBank genome assembly. Lineage: Eukaryota; Viridiplantae; Streptophyta; Magnoliopsida; Lamiales; Oleaceae.
AUGGCGUCUUCUUCAGCACUGCCCGUUUUCAAUAAAGGCCUCUUGCUUUCCACGCGGCAAUUAUCUUCUUCGAAUUUUCAUUCUUCUUCUGUUUUUAUAUGGGGAUCAAAAAGAAACCAAGAUGUGAGAUUGAUAUCUCAAAGAACAAAGAGUCAGGGAAUUAGAGUCUUAGCAAAUCCAAAUGUAUCUCCAGAUAAAAGAAAUUUUAGCAAAGAGGUGAUCAUGGUUGAUCCCUUGGAAGCCAAGCGAUUAGCUGCAAAACAAAUGGAAAAAAUUAAAGCAAAAGAGAAAUUCAAAAGACAACGUCAAAUUGAAGCAAUUAAUGGUGCAUGGGCCAUGAUUGGCCUUACAGCAGGAUUAGUCAUUGAAGGCCACACUGGAAACACCAUUCUGGCUCAGUUAGCUGGAUACUGGGCUGCUUUUAUUGGUUUUUUCUCUUUGAUGAACUUGUGGUAUAGUGCUUUUACUCCUUUGUUCAUUAUUCUUGAUUAUGCUCGUCUAUCUGUUGGAAAAUCGAUGCAAUCCAGGAAGCCUUACAAGCAUAAUAUCUAG